AAGCGAUAAUCAAAGAUGUCUGCGCCCUGUGAUAUUUCGUGCUUGUGACAUGAAUUUAAUCUCUUUCAAUGCGGAGUAGGUCCUUCAUGCUUACCUACCCCCUAAUUUUAACAGCAUAUAACAGCCGAAAUAAUCAUGGUUUUAAUUGGACGCACUUUGACUGCGGCGAGUAAGACUGGUUCCCAUGUUGGUGGAGGAAAGUUUGCAAAAAUUAGAUCGAAAUUUGUUGAUACACUGAGGAUCUAUGUUCGUGGUGGACCUGGAGGCAUGGGCUUACCUCGACAAAGUGGAGUUGGUGGCAAAGGAGGUGCCGUGUAUGUUCAAGCUACACAUCAGAUAACGUCAUUGAAGGCAGUGAAAGAUGCAUUUCCUGAAAAGCGCUUCGUAGGUGGAGCUGGUGGCAACAGCAAAUCCAGAAAAAUAUUAGGGGAGAGAGGAAAGGAUGUGCUGAUCCCUGUUCCAUUGGGAGUGACUGUUAUGACAGAUAAUUGUCUAAUGAUUGGUGAGGUCCUAGAGGAUAAAGAUAAACUUCUAGUGGUUCCAGGAGGAGAAGGCGGUGCUCCUCAAAAUGGUUGGAAUGGCUUGAAGGGAAAGGCUAUAAAUCUGACACUAGAUUUAAAAGUCAUUGCUGAUAUUGGACUAGUUGGGUUUCCUAAUGCCGGUAAAUCGACCUUGCUGAAGGCCAUCUCUGGAGCAAAACCCAAAAUUGCUAAUUAUCCAUUUACAACGAUGAGACCAGAAAUUGGUACAAUAAAAUACGAGGAUUUUCGACAGAUAACCGUGGCUGACCUGCCAGGUCUGAUAGAGGGUGCUCACAUCAAUAUUGGGCUUGGCUACAAGUUCCUGAAGCAUGUGGAGCGCACCAAGCUGCUGCUUCUAGUGGUUGACAUCAAUGGCUUUCAGCUCAGCCAGAAGAACUACCAUCGGAGUGCUAUUGAGACAGUCCUCUUGCUGAAUAAGGAAAUGGAACUAUACAAGGAAGACCUCCUCUACAAACCAGUAGUGGUGGCUAUAAAUAAAAUGGACACACCCGGUGCCAAGGAUAAAGUGUCAGAAUUAACGGAGCAGCUUCACACGUUGGAUGAAGUUGUGAAACAAUUACCAGAGGAUAUCCGCCCGAAGAGACUGCUCCGAUUUGACCAUGUUGUGCCCAUCUCAGCAGACAAGGCACACGGAGUGGAAAAAUUAAAGCAAGUUUUGCGCAGUGUGAUGGACUUGUAUGAUGACGAAUUUAUACAAGAGGUGAAUCAGGAAAACAGAAUCGGACUGAAGUCUCGGAAAGAGAAAGGCAUACAGCUCGUAUAAGUCUGCAAGUGAGUUUCUCAUUGUUUAUUGAAAGUGAAACGAGUGAUGUGGCCGAAAACAAAAUACGUGUUUCGACCUGAAGCUGUCGUGUUUCUUCAAGUACUUUAAAUGUGAUCUCUGUGGCAGUUGCUAUACUGCUCAGUGGAAAGAUGCAAACUAAAUAUCAUUACAGCAUCAACUACUAAGUGGUUCAAUUUAACUGAUUGGUGGAAUAGUUGCAAUGCUGAAAUUGUUAGUUGCACACAGGCUGUGUAAAGUUUUUUUUUUACAUAUAAACAAGUGUACAGAUUU
Messenger RNA from Priapulus caudatus, 1596 nucleotides. RefSeq names its product GTP-binding protein 10-like. The record is from RefSeq and is a predicted model, not a curated record. Gene Ontology annotation, cellular component: mitochondrion. Lineage: Eukaryota; Metazoa; Priapulida; Priapulimorpha; Priapulimorphida; Priapulidae. Gene Ontology annotation, molecular function: magnesium ion binding; GTPase activity; GTP binding. Bases 136 to 1305 code for a protein of 389 amino acids. The transcript has 9 exons.